AUAGAUGGACCCUCGAGGUGGGUUUGCCUGUGGCCUCCUGGUGAUUCGCGUCUUGGGCGGGGACAUCAGAGGUACCGCCUCCUUGGACGUUGCCCCACCAGCUGGAGACCGGGCAUUGCAUAGGAAGUGUCUGUGUGAUGGAUGAGUCUCGGAAGCAACCCUCCAGCAACCCGCCUUUGGUGAAGGCCCCAGGUGUGCAUGGGGGCGGGACUGGACACAGGAGGGCUGGGGCAUGCAGCAGGGGAGGGGUUGGCUACCCAGGACCAGGUCUGGGUGUGGAGGUCUUUGGCCUGGGAGCGGGGAGGCUGCAGGUUGGUGAGUGGGUGUUGAGGGUCUCAUCGGAACCCACUGCUCCCGGAAAGACGGGUCCCCUCCUGGCUGGAUCCUCGUCCCUCAGUUGUCCCUGGAGCCGCUGUGAGUGAGGGACACCCCCGGCGGGCACCGCCUUCCGCACGUUCCCGCUCUUCCUCGGGCUGUGGGGCUGUAGAGGAACUGGGAGAUGGGGUUGUGGCCAGGUCUUGGGUCUCCCUGCCCAGUGAUGAGGGAGAAGUUGGGGUGAGGCGAAGAGGCUUUUUCAGCUUUGACUGCAUCUGUCUCUGGGCCCCCGAGCUGCCUGGGCCAGCCAGGUUCUUGGUGGACGUUGUCUGUCUGAGAAGAUCUGCCCUCAACCCAGCCGGGCCCAGGGUCCCCUCAGCAGCGGUCGAGGGUGGCCCUGUUUCUGGCAUCGAGGAAGAGGGCCCUCAGGUUUCUGUUGCGGUGCCAGAAAGCUUCUGCCGUGUGAAGUGCUCGGUCGUCGGAUCAAUCUGGUCGCUUUCAUGGAGAGGGAAGGCAGUCAACACCCAGAGAACGGGACGUCCGUGGGAUCUGCUGGCCAAGAGCCAGCCCCACCCGCCGAUGAGCCCCGCUAGGGCCGCCCCGCGCUGAGAGCCCAGCCCCGCCGCUGCCCGCCCGCCAUGUCUCAGAUGCUGCACAUCGAGAUCCCCAACUUCGGGAACACAGUGCUGGGCUGCCUGAACGAGCAGCGCCUGCUGGGCCUCUACUGCGAUGUGUCCAUCGUGGUCAAGGGCCAGGCCUUCAAGGCCCACCGGGCGGUGCUGGCCGCCAGCAGCCUCUACUUCCGCGACCUGUUCAGCGGCAACAGCAAGAGCGCCUUCGAGCUGCCCGGCUCCGUGCCGCCCGCCUGCUUCCAGCAGAUCCUGUCCUUCUGCUACACGGGCAGGCUCACCAUGACGGCCAGCGAGCAGCUCGUGGUCAUGUACACGGCCGGCUUCCUGCAGAUCCAGCACAUCGUGGAGCGCGGCACCGACCUCAUGUUCAAGGUGAGCUCGCCCCACUGCGACUCGCAGACCGCUGUGAUCGAGGACGCCGGCUCCGAGCCCCAGAGCCCCUGCAACCAGCUGCAGCCGGCCGCCGCCGCCGCCCCCUACGUCGUGUCCCCCUCGGUGCCCAUCCCGCUGCUGACCCGAGUAAAGCACGAAGCCACGGAGCUGCCGCCGGCCGGCCCAGGCCUGGCCCCCAAGCGCCCGCUGGAGACGGGGCCCCGGGACGGCGUGGCGGUGGCCGCAGGGGCUGCGGUGGCGGCGGGCACAGCCCCGCUCAAACUGCCCCGUGUCUCCUACUACGGGGUGCCCAGCCUGGCCACCCUCAUCCCCGGCAUCCAGCAGAUGCCCUACCCCCAGGGGGAGCGGACCAGUCCGGGCGCCAGCAGCCUGCCCACCACCGACAGCCCCACCUCGUACCACAACGAGGAGGACGAGGAGGACGACGAGGCCUACGACACCAUGGUGGAGGAGCAGUACGGCCAGAUGUACAUCAAGGCCUCCGGCAGCUAUGCAGUGCAAGAGAAGCCUGAGCCAGUGCCGCUGGAGAGCCGCUCCUGCGUCCUCAUCCGCCGCGACCUCGUGGCCCUGCCUGCCAGCCUCAUCAGCCAGAUCGGAUACCGCUGCCAUCCCAAGCUCUACUCGGAGGGGGACCCUGGGGAGAAGCUGGAGCUGGUGGCAGGCUCUGGGGUCUACAUCACACGCGGCCAGCUGAUGAACUGCCACCUGUGCGCAGGGGUGAAGCACAAGGUCUUGCUGCGGAGGCUCCUGGCCACCUUCUUUGACAGGAACACACUGGCCAACAGCUGUGGGACUGGCAUCCGCUCGUCCACCAGCGACCCCAGCCGGAAGCCACUGGACAGCCGGGUUCUGAAUGCUGUGAAAUUGUACUGUCAGAACUUCGCCCCCAGCUUCAAGGAGAGCGAGAUGAACGUGAUCGCCGCGGACAUGUGCACCAACGCCCGCCGCGUUCGCAAGCGCUGGCUGCCCAAGAUCAAGUCCAUGCUGCCGGAGGGCGUGGAGAUGUACCGCACGGUCAUGGGCUCCUCCGCCGCCGGUGUGCCCCUUGACCCCGAGUUCCCGCCUGCCGGGGCACAGGUGUUCGAGCAGCGCAUCUAUGCCGAGCGGCGGAGUGACGCCGCCACCAUCGUGGCUCUGAGAACUGACACCGUGAAUGUUGACCUGAGCGCCGCCGCCAACCCCGCCUUCGACGCCGGCGAGGAGGUGGACGGGGCUGGCUCGGUCAUCCAGGAGGUGGCUGCCCCCGAGCCGCUGCCCGCCGAUGGCCAGAGCCCCCCACAGCCCUUUGAGCAGGGCGGGGGCAGCCCCAGCAGGUCCCAGACGCCGGCGGCCGCGGCCCGGAGGCCAGAGGGCACCUAUGCAGGGACUUUGUAAGCGGAGCUGGGUGGCUGCGCGAGGGACUGAGUACUAGAGCUGCUUGCAUGCGUUACUAAUACAAACAAAUGUGAUCAAGCCACUUACCUACUGAACUGCUACUGUUGCCUGAGAAAAAUGUGAUUUUUAUUCUGCUUGUAUUUAAAAUUGAUGAAGGAAACAAAUGCAUUCAUUAUACUGUAAACAAUUAGGCCACUGGCAGCCUCCUGCAAGGAAGCUCCCAGGGCUCCCUUUUGAUAUUCACAAGGUCAGCCUCCAAGUGUAGCUUCCCUCCCCCUUCUCGGGGAGGGUGGGAGGCCGCCAGGCCCCUGGUGCCCAGUCCUGCCCCUUCCUCCCUGCCUUUCCUGCUCCUUCUGCCCAGAAGACGAAGCAGGGGCCGGCGGUGGUCUGUGGCGAGGGGGCUGGGCUGUGUGUCACUGACCCUUCCUUCCUCAUCCGUGGAACCCCUCUGGGGCGACGGGGCAGGGCUCAGGCCCCAGGGCCUAACUCCUCGUUUUUCCUUCUUUCGGAGACUCGGGGCCAGGCCCACCGGGCCUUCCACCUGUGUGGGGUGUGUGCACGAGUGUGUGUGUGUGCGUGUGCGCGUGUGCGUGUGCAGGGGUGUGGUGAGGGGGCAGUGAUGGCUGUGGCCCAUCCCUCAGGGGGUGGAGAAAAGGGUACUUUACUCUGCCUCCACGCCCUGUCCUUGUUCUGCCCCAUCCGUCUCGGCUCUGCAGCCCCUCGGUCCCCUGACCCCCAGGGCACCGCUGACCCCGCCUGGCCUCCCACUGUCCUGCCCGGGCCCACUGUGGGACGUGCACAGCUGAUGUAGCACACGCCGCCCUCUGCCGCCUCAGCCACUUUGGGAUUAUGCUUGUCUUGUUUUUUUUUAGGUUUUGUUGUAAUUUAGAUCUAUUUCAUAUAUGGUUUGGAAACUUUCAGACUCAAUAGAACAAAAACUUUGGGUGGGAUGGGUGUCCCUGUCCCCAGCCCACCAUGGCUUGGGGCGGGUCAUCUGUGGCCAUCAGGGUGCAUCCCCCUGCCCCCCGCCCAGGGCCAGGGACCACUCAUCUCCCACUGGGGGAAAAAGGGGGUCCUGAUUGGGCGACUAGUAUGUGUGAAGCUGAGCUCAGGGCCAGACCUGGGGAGGGGGGGGACUCCGCUCAGGCAGGAGGCAGCGGCCAGGGCUGGGGCAGGGCGAGAGUGGAUCCUCCCAGUGCUGGGCUCCCCGUCUGCCUUGGGGGGUGUGCAUGGAUGGAGGGUGCCUGAGUCUGCAGGCAGGGGACGGCCAGGACAGGCCUGGGCUGGGGCAGUUGGAGGUGUGGGUACUGGUAAGGGACAGAGGGUUAGGGAUCAUGUUGGGGGGGGCAGGGACAGUGGAGGAAGGGCCCAUGGAAGAUGGGGCUGUUUGGUUUGAGGCUGGAGUGCUUCCUUUGAAAUUUAAUUACUGUUUUUUAAGUGGUAGGGCUCACAGACUGUGUGAAGUCCUGUGUGAAGUGCUGGUGUGGCCACCUACCCAGGUGUCCCUCCCUUUUGUUUUGGGGGCCUGUGUCCUUGUCCAGGGGCAGCCCUCCUUCCCAGGUGUGGCCAGAAGAACCCCCCAUCCCAAGACUUGAAAUGUCUGUUGCUCACAUCUGUCCCUCCAGAACUCGGCUUCCCCAUCUGCACGCACAAAACAAGUGCAGCCCUGCACCCAUCAGCACCCCCUCCCGUGUGCACACAGGCCAGUGAGCGGUGGCCGACCGGCGCACCCCACUCCCCCAACCUCCACAACCCAUCAAGCAGAGGCCGCCCCCGCUAGGGGAGGACCAUGUGCUGCACCCUGGCCUGGGGACCUACAGGGUGUGGGUUAGACGCAUUCCCACUGGGUGGCUCCUUUCUGCCCGGCAGCCCACCCCUGUGGCGAGGCCCUAGGAGACCUCCCGUGGGGCUGCCUCUAGAGACUGCACUCAGCCUCCCGGGCUGCCUCCAGCCAGGCCCAGCACGUGCCUGCCCUCCAGAAAAAUACAUUGCUUUCCACAAGGAGGUGGGGGACCAUGGGCAGGCACUGUGGACACUAACCUCGGCCCCUCCACCCGUUCCUCAGGGCCCAAGUCCAGGGGGACCAAGGCCUGCAUUCCUAGAGCCGGAGGUGGCUCAGCGGUGCAGAGGCAUGCAGACCUUCUGCUGAACUAAGAACCACCCAGCCUAGAGGGAGCCUCUCUCUGCCUCUUCCUCACCUGUCUUGGGCACAGGUGGGGUUGGAGCCCCCAUGGAGCCCACUGGGAACCUGGACCAAGCCUUCCUCGGCGCUGGGAGGAAGCCACGGGGCGGAGCGGGGGCGGGUAGGUGAGGUUGAGCUGCACUUGAGUUCCCUCUGGAGUUUCCUUCAUCUGCCCCACACCCAAAUUUGCACUUUAAUUUGACCAUCCCUGGGGGCCUGGCUGCUGACAGAAGGGCUUUCUCUGCCCUCCACUCCAAAGUGGGUGCCCCCCCACCCUUGGCCAGGACAGGGAGGGAGCCACUGGCUGCUGCCGGAGGUGGUGGCUGCACAGAGGACGCCUGACUACUGCUCAGGCCCGCACAAUGCCCCGUGGCCCCUUCCUCACUCUGUAAUCGCCGUCUGUUUUGUUGUUUGGGUAAGGAAGGCAAGAGCUAUAGAUAAAACUUAAAUAAUAAUAAUUUAAUGUGAAUGGGUUCUGAGCUCUCCCUGCGCCCCGGGUGGGCCAGGCCGAGCAUUUUGCACUAAUGUGUCCCACGGUGGGCGUGAGUCGGGAGUGUCUGCGGACGUGCGUGGCUGCUGAGCGGACCUGCUGUGUGCUCCCUCCGCGUCCUGAAUGUACCGUGGGGUGGGGGCGGCGGCCCGGGCUCGGAGGGGCCUUCCAGAGUGCCUUAGCAUCCUUUGAUCAUUUUUCCCAAGGAAACCAAUUAAGAAAGCCGGACCCUUCCCUCCUUUGUUUACAAAAUGACUAAUUCCAGAAUCCGGGGUUGUCCUGUCUUGUGAGUGUGACCCUGACUCAUCCAGACCCUGUAGAGAGAGACGAGCCACUCAGUAUUUAUGAGAUGUCUGCACCUUUAUCCCUAAGCCUGACUAUUAGCAAUACGCAUAUCCUAUAUAGAAUCUAUUACAGAGCUACGUUAUCUCCACACCUUUUGAGGAGGACAGAAGGGACUGGACCGUGUUGGAGCUGCCGCCUGGCAGGUGGUGGGCCUGGGAUCUAGCCGCCUCUCCUGCCCUGCCCUCUUCUUCCCCAAGGGGAUGGGCCCAGGAGGCAGCUGGGUUGCAUGCAGAGGUCCAGGAGGGACCGGAGGUGUGACAGAUACUGUGAGCCCGGCGGGCCGCGCCUGGCUGGGUGCCUCGGUACUUGAAUUCUGUCUUGUUUUCCGCACUGUGUCUGCCCACCCGAGUUCUCUGUCGUCACUUAACUUUGCAUUGGAUUUGGUUGUUGUACUUUGCCCCUGAAUGUGGACAAAGCUGUGGGCAAGAGGUCAGCAGGACCCGCCUGGGUGUGCCGGCGUUGGUGACUGCGGGUCGGGGCUCCUAGAAGAUAGGAGCUGGCUGCCUGGCCUCCUUUCUCCUCUAGGAAGAGUUAUUCUUUGGCAUUUGUGUUUAGAGGCAGGAGGAAGGUGGAAGGUAGGGAGGGAGGGCUGGUCGGCCCUCGGGGCUGGUCCCCCUCUGAGGGGACUCUAGUGCCUGACCCUGACCUGUCCUCAUUCGACAGCUGAAACUGUAAGCACUGGACCAGUUCCCCCAUCCCACCCAGCUGUGUACUGCCUGGGUUCCCCUCAGAAGGGAAAUUUUUAUGGAAACAUCUUGGCAGCAAGUGGAAAAAGGUCUGUGGCCCAUGAACCAACUGAAAACUCCAAGAAACCUCUGUCUGCCUCUGCCAGCAGGGAGUCCUAAACGCAGAAUCAAGAGCUCGUAGCUGUCCUCAGCUGUAACUACUGUUUCAGAAUGUUGCUGCUGCAUACAUUUGUCAUGUUGGCCAGCCAGCUCCGUGUGUGAGAGUGUGCGUGUGCGCACGCGCGUCUGUGUGUGCGUCUGUGCGCAUCUGUGUGUGUGUGUGCGCGUCUGUAUGUGCAUCUGUGUGUGCACGCGCGCGCGCAUCUGUGCGUGUGUGUGCGUCUGUGUGUGUGUGCCUGUGUGCGUGCGUGUGCGCCUGCGUGCGCGUCACCACCGGAGCAUUUAGGGUUUGGUAUAAGAUGUUUCUAAAAUGGCAAAGGUUUUUCGUGUUGUUUGUUUGUUUUGUUUCUUUGGAAAAAGAAAAGGAAAGGAAAAUUAUGCAGAAUCGAAAGCAUUCAGAUUGGACGACUUGCUCGUAUUCCGAUCAGUCGCUUCCAUUGUUAGCAUCGUACACAUGAUUGUGAUUUUUAUGUCAAAAGAAGCCAAAACUUGCAAUACUAUUUUUAGCAGACAAAAAAAAGAACUAAGUAUAAAAUGUAUAAAUAUUUUUGACUUGAACAUUUGGAUGGCACUGGGUGCAAGUAGAGCAUCCAUCCUUCGGAUGGAAUGUUUGGAAAAAAGAGACUUUUAAAAAGGAGACGGUUGUUUUAAAGAGUCUGUUUAGGGGUUAAAGUACUGUAACUCAUGACUGUUAAAAAAUAAAUUUUCCUGUGCUGUAAAGGAAGGUUUCGCAGUACCACUGAGUUAGAUUUCAGCCACAGAUGCUUAGCCUUUUUUUGUCUUUUUUUUUUUUUUUUUAAGGAGGAAGCCUUUGUUUUGUUUUCCUAAGCCCUCACUCUCUUUUUGUGCUGUUACUCGGUAGAGUCAAGACUGUUACUUUUUAGCCAUGGCUGACAUUGUAUCAGUAACUAAAACUGAAACAUCCAAAAGUGAACAGGGAAACCGAGGGCUUCAAGCGUGCUCAGAGCCGUUUCAGACAGUGGAAAUCCAUGACAAGCAAACAAAAGGAUGUGAUCAUUAAUUGUAAAGCGCUUUGUAAAAUUCACAUUUACAAAAUAAUAAAGUCAGUUCAAACCUAA
This is a messenger RNA of Pongo pygmaeus (Bornean orangutan), 7655 nucleotides long. It is a transcript of the gene NACC2, whose product is annotated as NACC family member 2. Gene Ontology annotation, biological process: regulation of transcription by RNA polymerase II. Gene Ontology annotation, molecular function: RNA polymerase II cis-regulatory region sequence-specific DNA binding; protein binding; DNA-binding transcription factor activity, RNA polymerase II-specific. Lineage: Eukaryota; Metazoa; Chordata; Mammalia; Primates; Hominidae. Bases 954 to 2714 code for a protein of 586 amino acids. The transcript is spliced from 8 exons. The record is from RefSeq and is a predicted model, not a curated record.